AUGUAUAGACGGCGAGAGGGUGGCCGCAUGGCCAUACUUGGCGACUACCUCUACUGGGAUGGCGGAAAAGUGAGCAGGUGUAAAAACAACAAGUGCCCCUCCACGGGAGACCACUCAGCAGCUUUGAAUGGAACGCUGUCGAUUCCACUAAACACAGACUGGACCAAUUCGACAGUGAGUUUCAAGGAGUCAAAGUAUCCGAAUGGCAUGCCCAGAAGUAGCUGGUUUUCACUAUGGCCCGACGAAAAGUCUGGCACGAUGCACAGGUGGGGUGGUGAGCGUGUAAAUUUAAAAGGAAAUACGACCGUUAAAGAGGGGGACCAAACGCCCAUGUGGAUGUUCAAGGCCGACAACAAAGGCGGAGGAGAAUGGUCAAUACAGAAACCCACGGACGGGAACAAAUUCCAGGACGAGCUGAACCGAAACUUCAACGGCGCAGGAGCAGUUUGCGGUGGCAAAGGAUACUAUCUCGGCGGCUCGGUCACUUCCAAGAGCAACUACGAUCCGAAUAGCGCGGGGAACUCAAAAUCAGGCUCCAUCCCGUCAGGCCUACUGAAGUACGACUUGUCAGAUCAUAAAUGGGAGGGAAACAUCUCAAGCACAGCAGGGUUUCCGGAGCUGGGGAAGGCAAAAUGGGGCCAGGCAGUGUGUUUGGAGAACUUCUCGAAGAAACCGCUUGUCAUGUUCCUCGGCGGAGCCACGACUACUAACGACAAAACCUGGACCGAGGUUGACUUCAACAGUGUUGCUCUGUUUGAUCCUAGUACGGACAAGUGGCAUAGGCAAAAUACGACGGCGAUGUUGGGCAGCGUGCCCCAACCAAGGUAUCAUUUUUGCAGUGUGGGUGCACGGGGGAAGAACAACACAUACGACAUCUUUUUAUACGGAGGCCGUCAGGGAAGCGCUCCUUAUGCUGCAUAUGGCGAUGUCUGGAUCCUUUCUCUCCCGGGCUUUGUAUGGACGUCCGUCACCAACUCGGACAAAGGCGCGCCCCGAUGGAGUCACCAGUGCGCGGUGGCGGGGAAAAGCCAGAUGAUAUCCAUGGGUGGUAUAUCGGGCUGGAAGGCAGACACGUGGAAGGACGAUUCGUGGAAAAGGACACUUGGAGUUUACGACAUGGUUGAAUUGGGUUGGAAGAGCGGCUACAAUGCCUCCGCAGGAGAUUAUGAUACUCCCCAGGCUUUCAAAACUUGGUAUCAGCAAGGAGGAGAGGCGCAAUGGAGCAGUGACGAGUUGAAGGCACUCUUCGCCGCUGAUACUCCCUCGUCUAACCCUAACUCUAACAAUACCACGGAACAGACAGCUGGCGCAGGCGGCCCCAACAUCCCAGCAAUAGUUGGAGGAGCUGUGGGGGGGCUCAUCUUCUUAGCACUAGCUUCUGCUGCAAUCUGGUUUCUCCUGAGUCGGAGGAGUAAGUCUCAUAAACAUUCGAGGCUGACCGAGAUCUCCGACAGUCAAGGGGGAUACAACACCUCUGGAUAUGAACUCGGCAGGUCCACUAUGAGUACCCCAUCUUCAGCCAUGUUAUCAGGGAAACCGAGAGACUCGAGACUUGAGCUCGAUGGAGUCACUCUGAGAGCCCCAUCAUCGCGGAGGUUCUCACUACCGAACCCCUGGACUUGGUCAUGGGUUCCAAGCGUACGGCCUAAAAUAGCAUCUCCGGCGUUCCCACCCUCGCCAGCCGAGCUCAACGGACUAUAG
Molecule: messenger RNA, 1701 nt
Organism: Clonostachys rhizophaga
Lineage: Eukaryota; Fungi; Ascomycota; Sordariomycetes; Hypocreales; Bionectriaceae
Source: the annotation of a GenBank genome assembly